Molecule: messenger RNA, 1284 nt
Organism: Cephus cinctus (wheat stem sawfly)
Lineage: Eukaryota; Metazoa; Arthropoda; Insecta; Hymenoptera; Cephidae
Exons: 3
Coding region: 217-798 (193 amino acids)
Source: RefSeq, a predicted model, not a curated record
AUGUGUUUGCGUGACAGCGGUAUCUUUCAAAUAUGACAUUGACCGUGUUAUUUGAGGUCCGCAGGUGCACAGCUGCGAAACAGCUGUGAAUAGGGAACACGCGUAACGGACCGAAUCAGACCGAACCAUCAACAUGGGUUUUGCAGUGAAACGUCAACCGGUCUCAUCAUAUUAUCAUUCGUUUUACAACUAGGAACUUAUAAAUGACAGGAAAUAAUGACGCUCUCGAAUUUACACGCUAUACGACUUCUCAUUUUCUGGAUGAUCCUCAUUGUAGCACGCUUCGCAUUUUGCGCUGAGGAUACACAAGUGCUUGAUAUCGCUGAAAGCCCCGCCAGGAACACGGCCACAUCGCCACACCCUAAUCUUUUGAAGGAAAUGCAAAAUAUCCAAGACCAACAAAAGUCUGCACAAAUUACUAAGGAUGAGAAAUCAAAAGGUAAUGGAACCUUAAAAUCUGGGAAGAAUCUAAACAAUGUCAGCACAUUGAUAGCUACCAGUACUAUGUCUCCGAGCUUGCCAAGCCUGGAUCGUUCUGCAUCUUUGAACUCUGGUGCCCUGCUGCGUGGUUUUUUAGUGUUUGUAGGUCUCAGCAUUGUGGUGAUGGCUUACAUCGUGUUUCGUAGUCUCAGAUUAAGUAAAACGCGACCUCAGAUGAUACGGAAGUAUGGUAUCCUUGCACACAGACAGGAUGUUGAGAUGAGACUAUUGCCCUUGGAAGAGGAAGAUGAUGAUGAUACAACUGUUUUCGAUGCAACCAGCAUUUCUACCCAAAAUGCUCAUCAGGAGAACCUCUAGAACAAAUUUCUCCAUAUAUUUCCUAUGGCAUUGAAAGCAUCUUAAAAUAUUGGAAAUUGAAAAUAGGUGUUCCAUAUUUGACAUAAGAAAUUCAUGAGACUGAGUGUAUCAUUUGAGGUAUGUCUUGUCGAUGAAUUAAGCAAAGAAUAUCAAGUAAUUUCUAACGGCUCUAAUAGAUGCCAUGCCUUAUUGGCAUUAUAAACUAUAUAAUAUGAGAAUCGUAAAAAAGAAGCACUUGUAAAGUGUACUUUUGCGUUUCGAUACCUGCAUUCUAGUGUGAUUGCGCUAAAAUGAUGAAAGCGUCCAAUAUUUUCCUCAGAGUUCCUUACAAGAUAUUUUGUGAUUCAACGGACACGAGUUACACACAGUUUAACUAAUAUAAGGGCUCUUGUUAUCUUUCGAAUUAUGCAAAUACAAAAGGUCUAUAUUUUAUUUAAUGCUGUGCAUUGAUAUAAAUCGCCUAUAAUAUAAUAAUUUUUUUCUUAU